UCAGAGAAUAAAGCUAAGAGUGAGAGGGUGCGAAAGUGAAGAAAGAUAGAUCCAGAUAUCAAUGGCGACGAAUCACGAACCGGUUUUAGGGUACGUUGUGCUUUACGUCAAAGACGUAGCCGAGUCGGUGGCUUUCUAUGCCAAAGCCUUCGGCUAUCCUGUUCGUCGCUUAGACGAGUCUCACAGAUGGGGAGAGUUGGAAACGGGGAACACAACUAUUGCUUUCACUCCGAUUCACCAGCACGAGACCGAUGAUCUGACCGGUGCGGUUCAUAACCCUGGAUCUUGUCGAGAAAGACCACCCAUGGAGGUUUGUUUUGUUUACUCUGACGUUGAUGCUGCUUACAAGCAUGCGGUGGAGAAUGGAGCGGUGGCGGUGAGCGAGCCUGAGCUGAAGGAGUGGGGACAGAAGGUUGGGUACGUCAGAGAUAUUGACGGCAACGUUGUGAGAAUGGGAAGUCACGUGAACCCACCCAAAUAGGUGGACAUAGCAUAACAGCAACUGGGAAAUCAUGCUUUCACGUAUGUUUGUGAUUAGGAAUAAACAAGAACCACUGUCUGAGAUGUGUGUUAUUUACGCUACAAUAAAACAAAUUUUCCCUCUGCCAGGCACUUCCUUGUAACUAGUUUAACUCUGAGAUGGAGAUGCUAUGGAAUCAUGAUUAUUAAUAGCAUUUUAUCUUCUUACGUGAUCGUGUCACAUAUUA
This is a messenger RNA of Glycine soja, 707 nucleotides long. RefSeq lists its product as uncharacterized. Lineage: Eukaryota; Viridiplantae; Streptophyta; Magnoliopsida; Fabales; Fabaceae. The record is from RefSeq and is a predicted model, not a curated record. The transcript is spliced from 3 exons. The coding region runs from base 62 to 481 and encodes 139 amino acids.